Amorphotheca resinae ATCC 22711 is the source of this 960-nucleotide messenger RNA. RefSeq lists its product as hypothetical. NCBI's taxonomy places the organism in Eukaryota, Fungi, Ascomycota, Leotiomycetes, Helotiales, Amorphothecaceae. The record is from RefSeq and is a predicted model, not a curated record. The coding region runs from base 1 to 960 and encodes 319 amino acids. The transcript has 3 exons.
AUGUCAAGCAGGCCAGAGAUUACGCAGAUCGCGGUCACGGAUCUAGCUCCUGAGCACCUGGUGGUGCUGGAACGCGCUAUCUCGAAUAUCUUGUCCACAGAUCUGGCCUUCGAAACAUUUGCUCAGAUCGUCGACGGUCUCCCGAUUCGCGAUGUUUAUCGGGAUUAUUACCCUCGAACCCGUCCAGAUUUUGAACGUAAUUUGGAGCCUAGUCAAGAAGCGAGACAGGUUGUAGAGGCCUUGCAGGAAAGCUUUAGUAUCAGGUCGUUGCAAAUCGAAACCAAGGUCGCUCAAGCAUACCAGAACACUUCUAUAAAGUCGAGAGAAUUUGAUUUACGGUUGAUGGAAAUAGUUGCUCAUAUAUGCCACGAUAUUGCAACUAGGUUAUUUAUCAAUGCCGGAGGCGGUCUUCACAAGCCAGAUCCAAAGGAUGCUCAACCUCCUCAACUGCCUGGUGAGCUACCACUUGUGCCCGUCCCCCCUAAGCCUACAGAGCUUUAUCAUCCCGACUACCAAGCUUGGGAUCAAUAUCCGAAAGGUAUCGCGGAUAUCACAGGGUAUUGGGCAGAGUAUCGUUUGUUCGGCGGCGUCGUUUUAUUUGAUCGAGGAGAGUCAGGGACAGAGUGCAAAGAUGUCUUCAUCCACCCCGUUGGAUUCUACCGAAUCUACCAGGUUUCCGAAGCUCAAAUCCAACAAUUUACAACCUUCCUAUUAUCAGAGCCUUCGCAAGACCAUCAGACCUCUCAUGGAUUACGUAUUUCUGCGGAAAAAUAUGCUCGUCGUAUAGAUCCUUACGAUGCAAUGUCUCUUCACAUCUACCGCAACAAGUACGAACGGAAAAUCCCACCAAGGAAACCAGUUCGCUGUGUAGUUCGCGGGGAUGACUUCCCUGAAUUGACGGAUUCCAUGGCGGACCUGGUCAGCCGUGUUAAAAGUCGGAAGACCGCUGGUGAUACUUGA